Molecule: messenger RNA, 1944 nt
Organism: Paracoccidioides lutzii Pb01
Product: fungal specific transcription factor domain-containing protein
Exons: 3
Coding region: 1-1944 (647 amino acids)
Biological process (GO): DNA-templated transcription; positive regulation of transcription by RNA polymerase II
Molecular function (GO): DNA-binding transcription factor activity, RNA polymerase II-specific; zinc ion binding; sequence-specific DNA binding
Source: RefSeq, a predicted model, not a curated record
AUGGCCUCCCUUCUUGCUGGGCUGGAAACUCCACUUCUCAAAGUCAGCCGGCCAGUGGCAGCAUGCUCUAGGUGCCGCACAGCCAAAAUAAAAUGUGACGGCAAACUUCCUGCUUGCUCUGCCUGCGAACGUGCUGGUAAAGCCUCUACUUGCCCCGGAGCAACCGAUGAAUUUGCCAAGGGAAAGGAACGGAGCUAUGUGGCCGCUCUCGAAGGCCAGUGUGAACGGCUAGAGAAAGAAAUUGCGGAAGCGAAACGUCGUCGACAGAAAUCUAUCUUAGAAGGGGCUCCAUUGAUGGACAGGAGCGGCAACGCGAUGCAGGUAAUCUCUCAAAGUAGGAAAAAAGCUCAUCUCAAAGAGGCUUCCGAUAUUGAUGAUCUGGUAGGGGAUUUUGGCUUUCUAUCUGUCAACGCAACUUCGAGGGAUUUUCAUGGAAUCACCUCUUCAACGUCUUUUGCAGGGCUCCUUUUAGCAGUAGCUGUGGCAAAGCCAUUACAGAAUACAGCUGAAAGCAGGGACCUCCCGCCACGUGCAGAAUCUUCUACUGUUGUUCAAUAUUACCUCGACAAUAUCUAUGUUCUAACCCCCUUUUUUAUACAAACUAGCUUUUGGGCUUCAUUUGAUGUGGUAUAUCAGGAAGGGGGCCGGUUCGCCAAAAGCUUUGAUCAUUGGAUUGUACAUCUUGUUCUUGCUAUCUCUCGGGCUUCAACAUCGCAUUCUCAAUUGGCGAGACACCACGUUUCGAUAGCACUAAGAUAUGCUGAAGACGUUCUUCAUCCUGGAGUGAUUGUUGGCAUUCAAGCCAUCUUAUUGCUAGCACAAUAUUCAAUGCUUGAUCCUGAGCAUUUCAGACCUUGGUACUUGGUCGGGAGUGCCGCCAGAGUGGUAUCUGAUCUUGGGAUCCACCAAGAGCAACUCUCAGAAACAAACAUUGAUGAAUGUUUGGUAGACCUUCGGCGCAGGGUGUUUCAUUGCGUCCAUUCUUUGGAUAGAUAUUUAAGUAUCGCAAUUGGAAGAGCAUGCUCGUUCUCGGAUGACUCGGCAAAUGUUCCUCUUCCAGAACUUCCACCACAAUCGGGUGAACGAAUACCUAACUUGAACACUCCUCUAUUUGCAAAUAGAAUCGAGCCAGCCAUUCACCUGUUCAAAAUCCGUAGUAUCCAAUCAAAAGCAUAUCACACGGUGUUUUUUAGUGGCCGGGAUCCCGCCCUGGACCGUUCCUUGUAUAUAUGGGAGCUCUGCGCAGAAGCUCAAAGCUGGUUCAGUGCAAUACCUAAAACGGUGCAAACCCAUCUCAUGAUAUUUUAUCAUUUGGAGCUUCUCUACACCUUUGUUAUCCUUCUCUCCCCAUCAACUCACAACCCGCUCGUAAGCACACUGCAUCGCGUCCUAUUAUUCGAAUACACCAUCAAAUUCAUCACACAAAUGCACCAAAUAGUCAACGCCGUCAAAUGGCCACUGGCUCUCUCCUACGUCGAUAUUCAACGAGUGUCGACGGUCGCGAGCAAAUUUCUAGACGCCACCAACCAGGCCUAUGACGAAAUACUUUUUGGCACUUUUCCUGAACCACCCAUAUCCAUGUCUCUGGGAGCACACCAUCCUCCGUAUAUACGUCCAGCAGAUCGAACCGAUUCCGUUGGCCGGGCGCUGAGAUGCCUAUUUGAAAUCCGAUCUAUUUUGGAAUAUGCCCAUUCCCGCUGGAAUGUGCGGACAUUGUUGGACGAAUUCCAGACAUCUUCCGGGUGUCUGGAAAAGAGGCUAUUACAGAGCCAAGCUCAGGAUCACCGACCACUUUUGAAUCUAGUUCCGCCUGCUUCUCCUAUCUUUCCCAACCAAGCGUAUCCCAUGUACCCAAUUCCACCAACAUAUAUGCUGCAGCAGCGACAGGAUCUACCUCCUCCCCCCUCUAAUUUGCAUAUACAAAAUGGCCAUCAGAGAUACUGA